GUGAGGAGGAGGAGACGGCUGAGGGAGCGAAAAGCAUAAGAGGGGAUGAGCCUGUGACAGACCAGAAAGUGGAGCCCAUUUAUGAAGAAAUGCAGAGUGUACACGGUAUCCAAGAGCAGCCAGAAGUGCAUGAGGAAGACGGCACAGUACCAGGACUGCUGAAACAAAAAGUGUCGCAGUGCAUACAGACUCUCUACCCUAAUAUGGCGGAGCUGAACUAUGUAGCGGUGGCUGAGGAGGUCAAGGAGAACAAGUUUGAUCCUGACUGUUGCAGAUUUUGCAACCACAUAGCAUAUUGUCAAGAAGUCCCCUAUGAUGAAGAUGAUGAGGGUGCCAGAGCAGAUUGUGAGGACUCAGGGGAUGAACCAGAGGAUGCUGUCCCCAUAGAGGUUGGGGAAAUAGAUCCAACAUUGGAUGUUUCUGAUAGUGCAAAAGCGACAGACCCGGUGAAAGAAGGCGUAAAGCCGCGCAUUCAAUACCUGGUCCCAGAUCCAACAGAUGUGCUGAUCGAGUGUGCUCUACUGGAUGAGGUGCUAGCGAGAGGCCCGGUUGGGGAUGGUCCGGUCAGCUUUGAGUAUGAGCAUCCCCCAAAGCCCCGUGUAGGGAAGAAGCUGAAAAAGAGGAGACCUAAGACGGAUUACUGCAGUGAUACCUGUUGUGAUUCUGAUUAUGUAGAUGACUCGGACAGACCGCGCCUGGACUUCUGUCAUUAUAGUUGCUGCAACUCUUCUGAUGAGUGGUCGUUAACAGAAACUGAUGAUAAUAGCGAUAUUGAGAGUGAAAAUGUCGAGCAGGGGGUGCAAACUGAUGGUGUCACACCCAAGGUGCCCCCCGUCCCCACUCUACUGAAUGAGGAGACAAUGUGGGGCCCUGCUGGGGAUAGCAUAGAGAGCUCUAAAGAUGAGCAUUACCCACAGCCCUCUGUAGGGAAGAAGCUGAAAAAGAGGAGACCUCUGCUGAGUUACUGCUAUGAAAAUUGCUGCUAUUCUAACAGCUCAGAUGAUGAGUGGAGACCAUAUGCGCCAUACUGUAAUCUUAGUUGCUGCAAGUCUUCUGAUGAAUGGUCGAUAACUGAAACCGAUGAUAGUGAUUUUGAGCCUUUAGGAACACCAGGGGGGAGAAAAGGAGAUCCCGAGUUGCGGGUUGAUGGAGCAGCACCCGAGACUAUGACCAGAGAAGGAAAUUGA
Eublepharis macularius is the source of this 1187-nucleotide messenger RNA. RefSeq lists its product as uncharacterized. NCBI's taxonomy places the organism in Eukaryota, Metazoa, Chordata, Lepidosauria, Squamata, Eublepharidae. The transcript has 3 exons. The coding region runs from base 90 to 1187 and encodes 365 amino acids. The record is from RefSeq and is a predicted model, not a curated record.